Messenger RNA from Rhodotorula graminis WP1, 1788 nucleotides. RefSeq lists its product as uncharacterized. Gene Ontology annotation, biological process: adenylate cyclase-activating G protein-coupled receptor signaling pathway. The coding region runs from base 56 to 1633 and encodes 525 amino acids. The transcript has 4 exons. Gene Ontology annotation, molecular function: G protein-coupled receptor activity. The record is from RefSeq and is a predicted model, not a curated record. NCBI's taxonomy places the organism in Eukaryota, Fungi, Basidiomycota, Microbotryomycetes, Sporidiobolales, Sporidiobolaceae. Gene Ontology annotation, cellular component: plasma membrane.
CGCUCGCUCGCUCGCUCGACGAGGGCCAGGCGACAAGAGACAGCGAGAGCGCUCGAUGAGCGCACCCGUGGCGAGCACGCCGACGUGGGCGAGCGGCACCUCGCUCGCGCUGUCGGCCCUGAGCGUCCUCGGCGGCACGGCCAUCGCAGUCGGCUGGAUCCUGUCGGCCCAGCGCAGCCACCUGCGGCAGAAGCUCAUCCUCGGACUCGGCCUCACCGACUUUACGCAGGGCGUGACGACCUUGAUCGGCUCGGCGCUCCAGCUGAGCGGCAACCCGUACCGCACCAACUCGCCCGCCUGCAACGGCAGCGGCUUCAUCUACCAGGCCUGUGUCAUCGCCAACGCGUGCUGGACGCUCGUCAUCGCCGCGACGACCUAUGUUACCCUCGUCCACCCCUUCUCCAAGUGCACGGCCAAACUCGACAGCCCGUACGCGUUCCCGAUCACGGCCGCCGCCGUCCUGGUCGUCGCACUCGUGCCCAGCAUCGCCAUCGUCGCCACGUACGACAUGGUCAAUGCAGGCGGCCUCUGCUGGCUCAAGUCGGGCACGCGGUCCGCCCAGCUCACGCUCUUUGUCCCUCGCGCAACGGCAUUAGUCGUCGUCAUCUCGCUGUACACCCGCCUGUUCAUCUUCUUCCGCCGCCGCGACGUCGGCCUCCUCGACUCGAGCUCCGACCGGCGCGACGACCGCACCACCAACAACAACAACAACGACGACGACGACGUCGACGCGCCCGAGGGCCUCAAGCGCCUGUCGGUCGCGAGCAUGUCGGCGCGCCUCGCGGCGUGGAACCGCCGCCGGUCGAGCGACACGGUCUACACGCCCGCGCCGCAGCACACGCGCUCGAUGGCGCUCGAGGCCAUCCCGGCCUCGCCGAUCCAGUUCACCCAGUCGUUCCCGUCACGGUCGCGUGACCCGCCUGCGCACGACUCGGAGGACCUCCUGUCGGCCGCCGACCCGGGCGCGACUCGGCCUUUCCCGACGACGACGACGACGACGACGACGACGACGACGACGACGACGACGCCGCCGCUCUCGUCGGCGUUCAUCGACAGCCCGGCCGAGCUCCUGCGCGGCGACCGCAAGCCGUCGACCGUCUCGUUCGGCGGCCUCGAGCCGCACUCGAGCGACGAGUCGACGACGGCCGACGGGCCCGGGUCGGGCGACAGCCCGCCGCCGUCGUCGUCGAGCGCUGCGCCGCCUUCGUCCUCGACGCGGUCCAAGCGCCUCUCGAGCGGCGCGAGCAGCGGCUUCCCCGUCAAGCUGAGCCGCACCGGCGGCGGCGGCGGCGGCGGGACGGACUCGCGGCGAGGGACGGGCACGGGCACGGGCUCGCAGGCGCGCCAGCACCAGCAGAGCGGGACAGGCGGGCGGCGCAUGUCGCUCUCGCCGCGCCAGAUCAACAAGCGCCUGUCGAUGCUCAUGGCCGUGUUCCCGCUCGCGUACUGCGCCCUCGUCGCCGUCGCCGUCGCGCGCUUGAUCCAGGAAAUCUCGACCAACCAGCGCGCGUCGACGGCCCUGUUGUGGGCGUCGCGGUUCCUCAUCAACAGCAUUGGCGCCAUCGACGGCAUCCUGUUUGUCUUUGUCCAGUCGGCGUUCAAGUGGUGGGUCAAGAGGGACUCUCGACCAUGACGGGAGUAGAGCGCGGGCGGUGUAGAGCAGGGGGCGCCGAGGGUUAGACGGGCGGCGGGGCGGGGCGAGCGCGUACAGUGUUGUUGUAGAGGACACGAGACGGGACGGCGCAGAGCUUCCUCCAUGCUUGUACAUACACUCGCAUUCACCAUGUG